This is a messenger RNA of Salvelinus sp. IW2-2015, 892 nucleotides long. Its product is annotated as mitochondrial import inner membrane translocase subunit Tim22. Lineage: Eukaryota; Metazoa; Chordata; Actinopteri; Salmoniformes; Salmonidae. Gene Ontology annotation, molecular function: transmembrane protein transporter activity. Gene Ontology annotation, cellular component: TIM22 mitochondrial import inner membrane insertion complex. Gene Ontology annotation, biological process: protein insertion into mitochondrial inner membrane. The record is from RefSeq and is a predicted model, not a curated record.
UUUUAAAUAACGUCUUUCUUGAAUUGACCAGCCGUUCACGAACAUCAUGGCGACGACCGUGAAUAGUGGAAAUGUCCCUGUGUCGGACACACAAUCGGCUGAUCCGCGCUAUGAAGGCUCAACAUUUCAGUACAGCAUGCUCCUGGAGCACCUCAUCGGGGAGAAGAGGCCGAUUAAAGAUCUGAAUCCGACCGUUAUGGGAGGUCUUCCCAAUCCCAUGAAAACCGACGACCAGAAGAUGAUCGAACGGGGAAUGGAGAGCUGUGCCUUCAAGGCGGUGUUGGCAUGUGUUGGAGGAUUUGUUCUUGGGGGRGCGUUUGGUGUGUUCACGGCUGGCAUAGAUACCAAUGUGGGAUUUGACCCCAAAGACCCCAUGAGAACACCUACUGCCAGAGAAGUCCUUAAAGACAUGGGCCAGAGGGGAAUGUCCUACGCCAAAAACUUUGCAGUCAUUGGAGCAAUGUUCUCCUGCACAGAGUGCAUCAUUGAAUCGCACAGGGGAAAGUCAGACUGGAAGAAUGCUGUCUACAGUGGUUGUGUUACUGGGGGAGCAAUAGGAUUUCGUGCUGGGGCGAAGGCUGGAGUACUGGGAUGUGGAGGUUUCGCUGCCUUCUCUGCUGCCAUUGAGUACUAUCUCCGGUGAAAACAUGGGGGCCUUCGUUACCUCUGUGGAAUAUGGUUGAGGUGACUGUCCCUCUGGGCCAGUAACAUACUUUAUACCUAAUGGAAUGAAACACAUCCCAGAGAACACUGCUCUGCAGAUGGCGCAUCUGAUCAUGAGUAUUAUUACAGUUGGACAAUUCCAUCCUGGUCUUCAUCAAUCACAUUUAUUUAUAAAGCCCUUCUUACAUCAGCUGAUGUCACAAAGUGCUGUACAGAAACCCAGCCUAAA